Molecule: messenger RNA, 567 nt
Organism: Sodiomyces alkalinus F11
Lineage: Eukaryota; Fungi; Ascomycota; Sordariomycetes; Glomerellales; Plectosphaerellaceae
Exons: 1
Source: RefSeq, a predicted model, not a curated record
CGGGUGUACGUGUCCUAAAUAUAUCUACCACCUUCUAAGCGAGGAUAGUGGGGCACCUCCAACUAAUAGGAGAGCACUAUACCGUGGCUCACGUGAUAGAAUAUAACACCUUCUAUAUUCUAUGCUCACGUUUUAGGUGAAACGGUGCCUGUGGAUCCCUCGGAAAACUGCCAAUCAGAGAGACAGUAGCAAACGUAGAAGGAAAGACCCCCUGGGCCACCUAAAAUUAGCGUGCCUGCCAAUGCCCCUGCCAAUGCCCAGGGCUCUGUCGCUUGUGCUUGUGAUCCUUGUCAUCAGUCAUCAGUCGUCAGUCAUCAUCAUCCAUGGCAAUCUCGUCAAACUUCAUCUCCAAAAGAAAUCACCUUCCCUUUCCUCACACAAACAGGCACUUUUGCCUCCUGUGUUUCUUUCUGACACAUCUUCCCAGCCAACCGAACAAUCACCUGUAGACGUUUCUCCAAGCCGAUUGCGGUCCUCCUUGGCCUUCAUUGGCCCUCGCAGAUCCGCUCUCGUACAGACGGCCCCGGCCAUAAGGAUGACGUGAUGCCUUCCGCACCAGACGACCAC